GUCGCCCCAGACGCUGCCGACUGGGUGCUCCAGUGCUUGGACGAGCGGGGCCCGCUGGUGCAGCAAUGGGGCCUCGACGCCGCGACCUCCGCCAUGGCGAGGGCGCUGCGCGAAGGGUCGCGGGCGGCAGUGGCGGAUCUGCCAACGCGCGUCGCGAGCUGGGCCGGCUGGCAAGGAUGCAGGCUCGGAGCUCUUCGCUUCAACGGCGCGUACGGGAUCGCGCUGGACAUGAUUGCGUGGGAGGCCAAACGCGCUCUCAUCUCCCUCGAGUUGAAG
Messenger RNA from Prorocentrum cordatum, 276 nucleotides. Lineage: Eukaryota; Dinophyceae; Prorocentrales; Prorocentraceae. The record is from the annotation of a GenBank genome assembly.